AUGAGCUUGCCUGAAGAUGUCCAAGAAAAGGUUAUCAAAUCCAUUCCUGGGCUUGAGGAUGCUAAAAUCCAUCAAUUUGGUAGAAAUCUGGCCAUCAAUAACUUUUUAGCUUAUGGCGUGGAAUAUGAUUUUGUCGAUCCCAGGCAAUUGCUUCCUACGCUCGAGACAAAGAAUGUUAAAGGCCUUUAUUUAGCCGGCCAAAUUAAUGGCACAACGGGAUAUGAAGAGGCCGCUGCCCAAGGUGUCAUUGCAGGGGCAAAUGCAGGGUUAUCGGCCAAAUGCCUUCCUCCUUUUAUUCUUGACAGAUCAGAGGCAUAUAUCGGUGUUCUCAUUGACGAUCUCUUGACAAAAGGCGCCCAAGAACCUUAUAGAAUUUUUACAAGCCUUCGCUCGGACAAUGCUGAUUUACGUCUCACGAUGAAAGGGCACAAGCAUGGCCUGGUAUCUGAUUUGGUCCGGACCCAAAAGGCGACUUUUGUUAAUGACUGCAUCAACAAUGCCAUUUCCAUGUUAUCUGAGCAUUCGUACUCUCCUCAUGCAUUUCUCACCAAGGGAAUAUGCACAGUCCCUUUAGACGGUAUUCGUAGAAGGUUUUUAUUGGCGUAUUAUCACACUCUUAGCUAUUGGGACUUAUUUCAAAUGAAAGCUGUCACUUUCGAAAAACUGGCUGAAAUCUUUCCUGGGUUAAGCGACAUUCCUAGGGAAAUUGUUAACAGAAUAUGUGUAAUGGGUAUUCUUUGUGUUUCUAAGAGGUUAGCAUUAUACGCCCCCUUGAUAGCCCAGCAGGAAAGGGAGUUAAGACUGUUUAAAAGAGACGAGCUUGCAUUGAUUCCUCCAAAUAUUGAUUAUGGGUCGUUGAAGCUUUCUGCAGAAAUAUCCCAAAAGCUCACCCAGCUUAAGCCGACAAACAUUGGGAUGCUUAAAAGAUUGGAGGGUAUCACACCAACUGCGAUCAUUCAAAUAUUAUCAGAAAUUCGAAGAAUUGACCCUCUCACGGCAAACCAGAGAUAA
Messenger RNA from Mitosporidium daphniae, 1011 nucleotides. RefSeq names its product glucose-inhibited division protein A. The record is from RefSeq and is a predicted model, not a curated record. The coding region runs from base 1 to 1011 and encodes 336 amino acids. Gene Ontology annotation, molecular function: flavin adenine dinucleotide binding. The transcript is spliced from 2 exons. NCBI's taxonomy places the organism in Eukaryota, Fungi, Microsporidia. Gene Ontology annotation, cellular component: cytosol. Gene Ontology annotation, biological process: tRNA methylation; tRNA wobble uridine modification.